AUGGAAUUGUUGAACAGGCAAGGUCUUAGUUAUAUAGCUAGUGGAAUUGGAAUACCUUUGUGCAUGGAUAAAGCAACAAAACAGCAAAAGAGACUUUCGUUUGCCAAAGUGUGUAUUGAGGUUGAUAUUGCUGCUAAGUUGCCUAAUUCUCUUCGUGCGGGGGUGGGGGGAGCUUCUUUUCUGUCAAUGUUGAGUAUCCAUGGAAACCUUCCUACUCAGAAGCAGGAGAAAUGGGUCCCUAAAAUUGUUAACGCAGCUGAUCAGUCAGGUAUGGGGGAAGCUGUUUCAACAUCAAAAGAUAAAGGUGCAUUGCUAGACACAAAUCCUUUUGACACAUUAGCUAUUACAGAACUGGUGCAAAAUGUAGAGGAUCGCAUUAUGGCCAUUGAAAGCAGUGAGGCUAAUACUGUGAUAAUGAAUAGCAUUGCUGAGGUGUUGAAUGAUAAAGUAGAUCAUGAUGGGGUUGAGGUAUAUGACAGUGAUAAGGUAGCUCUUGAAUCUGACUUGCCGUCUACAUCAUAA
Molecule: messenger RNA, 522 nt
Organism: Dovyalis caffra
Lineage: Eukaryota; Viridiplantae; Streptophyta; Magnoliopsida; Malpighiales; Salicaceae
Source: the annotation of a GenBank genome assembly